UUGCCCUUGCUUCUUCAUCCCUAUAAAAAAGAGAGGGAUUGUCAUUUGUUAAUCCAUGAUGAAUUAGUAUAUCCACUUACGAUCCCAAUCUUAAUAUCAUUCAUAAAUCUGGUCGAAUCUUAUUUUCUAUUAUUACGUUUAAAAUCCGUUAUUGUUUGCGUAUAAUUCAAUUCAACAUAUGCUGAUUUGAAUUUAAGGAAAAAACCCUAGAAUUUGAGGCGGAGGUAGACGAUGAUGUAGUGGGACGAAAUUUCUGAAGAAGCUUUCAAUAUUAAAAAAUUACACUAGAGGUGGAAUUGGGGCUAGGGCUUGGACGAUGAGAGAUCCUUACAAGUACCAGAUUUCUUCCUAUCCGGGUUUAUAUAAUUUGGCGUGGGCGCAGGCUGUAAACAAUAAGCCACCGGGUGACGUUUUUGUCACGAUGGAGGAUGAUAGUAGUAAUGGUCAUAGUAAGGUUGUGACUGACGAUGAUGAUGGUGAGCUGGAAGAGGGCGAGAUUGAUUUGGAUUCUGAGUUGCAUGAUUCGGAUGUUAAGGUUAACAAGGAAGAUAGGAGCAAACGUGUUGAUGUUGAUCUAAUAAUGGAAGAGCUUGUCAAUCUGAAAGCGCCUGAUGCCCAAAACUCUUUUGAUGCAUUCUUUCCACGCUUGGAGGCCACAGCAAUCAAGUUGCACAAGAUUGUGUUGGACGGUCCUUUUCCUGAGAAACACACUCUUGUUCAGCUCUUACUUCAGACUCUUCAUUCGGUUUUUUCUUCAAUGACUCUAGCACUCAACCAACAGAAUGAAGCAAUUCUGUUGAGGUUGCUAGCUCAAUUAACAAGCUUGAGGCCACCUCUUUUUUCUUCUUCGCAGUUGAAAGAGGUGGAGGCUAUUAGGUUGUCUCUUGAGUCAUCUGAUAAUUCCUUGAACAAUGGUGUAACUGGAAUGAAACAAGUAAGAGAGGGGUUUAAUACAACCAAUUUACAUGUGUUGUUUGAGAAUGCCGAUAACAGGCCUGAUUACGUAAGGAAACAUGGACAAGAACCUGUGCCUGAUGGUUCAGUGGAUCAACGUGGGCAAAGCUUUCCCUUACAGUGUUCAAAACCAGCGCUAGUUAACCUGAGCCGCAAAGGUCUUCCUCUGCUAGAUCUUCACAAAGAUCAUGAUGUGGACAGUCUUCCUUCUCCUACACGAGACCAUCCUGCAACUUUCCCCUUUGAUAAGGGAUUAAUCUUGGAGCAAGGGCUGCUGAAACCUGAGUGGCCUCUUCCUAGACAAACACUUCCUCGAGGAAAUCCCGCUCUGCAUCCUUAUGAAACUGAUACUGUCAAAGAUGUCUCCGGUUAUCAGAAAAAAUUUGGACAGGGUUCCUUUUUUGUGAAUGAUAAGUUUCCAAGUCCAACUCCUUCAGGGGAGGGUGAUAAUAAAGGAGACGGUGAAGCCUGUGGGGAGGUCAGUAGUUCUGUUAACCACAAUGUUAACCCUGCUGUGAAUUCCUUGAUGCUAGGGCAGCCAGCACUUUCUUCUGCUGCUGCCAGAGAUGUUGUAGCAGGUCCUGAGAUUAGCAAUGUUCAGAUGAUUGAUACUGCAAAUAGUUUCCGAAAUCCUGUGUUAGAGCCCUCUGCAAAAAGUAGGGACCCUAGGCUCCGAAUGGCCAAUUCUGAUGCAGGUCCAACAAAUCUCAGUCAGAGUCUCAGUCAGAGUCUCCCCUCAAUGGGAAGUGAUGAAUCCAAAUCGACGUAUGUUGGUUUUAUGAGUUCGAGGAAGCAGAAGGUAUGUGAGGAGCUAGUUUUGAAUGGUCCCGCGCUAAAACGGCGAAAAAAUGAAUCAUUGAUUCCAGAAGUAACCCUGCCACUCACGACUACAAUCUCAACCUCUCAAGUUCUGACUCCACCCGUGCUACCCAUUAGCAGUCUCUCUAAAUCAGCAUUAACCUGUCAAACUGAAAUUCUGCCAGUGAAAAGUUUCAGUUUGUCUUCUCCUAUUCAUUCUUUAUUAAGAGAUAUAGCUGGCAAUCCAUCUAUAUGGAUGAGCAUACUCAAAAUGGAACAUAAGACGUCUGACGAUAACAAUAAUGCAACUCAAAUGCCAAACUCGAAUUCCAUACUGGGAGUAGCUCCAUCAACAUCUGGUGUCCUGCCUUCCUCCUCAAUACUUGGCCAGAAACCAGCGGGAAUAGUUCCUUGCCAGCCAGUCUCUGCGGAGGAACCUGGAAAAGUUCGAAUGAAGGCUCGUGACCCACGUCGUAUUCUACAUAAUAAUACACCUCAGAAUGGUGUGAGUGCAGUAUCUGAUCUUCCAAAAACAUAUCCUUCAUCUUCUUCAGUAAUGAUGGGUAACAUGAGUGCCCAAGGGCAAGAAGAUCAAAUGGAGAAGGUAGUUCCUUCCGGAAGUGUGAAACCACCAGAUAUUACCAUGAAGUUUACCAAUAAUCUGAGGAACAUUGCUGAUAUCAUGUCUGUAUCGCAAGCAAAUACACCUCCACCAGAUCUUCCUCAGAGUGUAUUGUCACAGCCGUUACAAAGUCAUCAAGCUGGACCAGAGAGUAAGAUGGUAGCUUACAAUUCAGUCAACUUCAGAUCUGGAAGUAACUCAACAUCCGAUGCAGCUAUUUCUAUCCCCCCUCGACCACUUAAUGCAAAUACUUGGAGUGAUGUUGAGCAUUUAUUUGAUGGCUUUGAUGACCAGCAAAAGGCUGCUAUCCAGAGAGAAAGGGCUAGGAGGAUUAAAGAACAGAAUAAACUGUUUGCUGAUCGAAAGCUAUGUCUUGUCUUGGAUCUUGAUCAUACUCUCCUAAAUUCAGCCAAGUUUACAGAGGUUGACCCUCUGCAUGAUGAGAUUCUGAGAAAGAAGGAGGAACAAGAUCGGGUAAAGUCCCAAAGGCAUCUAUUUCGGUUUCCCCAUAUGGGAAUGUGGACAAAGUUGCGUCCUGGGAUAUGGAAUUUCUUGGAGAAGGCAAGCAAGCUCUAUGAACUUCAUCUCUGCACCAUGGGAAACAAAUAUUAUGCCACUGAGAUGGCAAAAUUGCUUGAUCCAAAAGGGGAAUUGUUUUCUGGAAGAGUUAUCUCGAGGGGCGAUGAUGGUGAACCAUUUGAUAGUGAUGAUAGAGUUCCCAAGAGUAAGGAUUUGGAGGGUGUUUUGGGCAUGGAGUCAGCGGUCGUAAUUAUUGAUGAUUCUGUACGAGUGUGGCCUCAUAACAAACCAAACUUGAUUGCUGUGGAACGGUAUAUAUAUUUUCCGUGUAGUAGACGUCAAUUUGGGCUAUCAGGCCCUUCUCUUCUGGAGAUUGAUCAUGAUGAGAGACCAGAAGAUGGGACUCUGGCUUCUUCUCUGGCGGUUAUAGAAAAAAUACAUGGAGCAUUUUUUGCACACGAUUCAUUAGAAGAAGGUGAUGUUAGAAGUAUCUUAGCUUGUGAACAAAGGAAAAUUCUAGCGGGCUGCCGCAUUGUUUUCAGCCGAAUGUUCCCAGUUGGUGAAAAGAAUCCUCAGAUGCAUCCGCUGUGGCAGACGGCUGAGCAAUUCGGUGCAGUGUGCACAAAGCAGAUAGAUGAGCAGGUGACACAUGUGGUUGCGAAUUCACUUGGGACGAACAAGGUGAACUCGGCACUGGCUAGAGGAACAUUUGUGGUCCACCCGGGAUGGGUCGAAGCAUCAGCUCUGCUGUAUCGAAGAGCUAAUGAGCAUGAUUUUGCUAUUAAACAAUAAUAAUAAAAACAAUAACUAAAUAGCGUACGUAACAAAUUCGUUCGCCCUUGGUGCUGGAGGCUGGCCAAUCUUGCGAACCUAACGUAACUAAUAUUUCACAAUUCAAAAUGGAGAAAGCAUAAGCUUAUAGGAUGAAUAAUUCAACAAAUUGCAUGUUUUUUCGGCUCGGGAAACCAUAACGACGUAACAAUGCAGUUGAUGGUGGAUGAGGUCGUAUUCUUUGGAGCUACUGUACUUUUCUUUCUGUUUUUGUGACCUUAAUCCAAUGGUUUCACUUCAAUGCGCCGAAAUUGCGACAUCUCGUCCUUCAUCAUGGUCCUACAUCUUCCUUCAACCAUAUCUUGACAAAACUAAUAGAGGAAAAAACAAAUUGGUGUGUGUCAAGUGGCCCAUGAUCUGUUCUUUGCAUCUCUGGUUUUCUAGUUAUGCAUCUUUCCAUUUUAUAAAGAAA
Salvia hispanica is the source of this 4136-nucleotide messenger RNA. RefSeq names its product RNA polymerase II C-terminal domain phosphatase-like 3. The record is from RefSeq and is a predicted model, not a curated record. NCBI's taxonomy places the organism in Eukaryota, Viridiplantae, Streptophyta, Magnoliopsida, Lamiales, Lamiaceae. Gene Ontology annotation, molecular function: RNA polymerase II CTD heptapeptide repeat phosphatase activity. Gene Ontology annotation, cellular component: nucleus.